CACCAUCUUCCAUCUCAGUACCAAUCUUUUUUCUUUUCUUUUUUUGGUUUAUGGUUUGAUGUUUUUGAACACAUUCCAAUACUUGGCCUUCACUACUACUUGUUCCUCUUCUACCCACCCACCCCUUCCCUUCAACAUUAGGUCUCUCAUCGCCCUCUCCAUCGCUGCUUCGUCAUCGAGUUCGGAGAGAGUCCUCCUGCAAGUGGCAGCCGUUUCAAGUUAAGUGAGUAGACGAGAGCGUGUUUAACUAAGCAACCAUGAAUAUGCCGCUGUUGGAUAUUCAACCGCGAACGUUGAAGUUUGUUGUUGAUCUGAAGAAGCAGAGUACCUGCGUGGUACAGCUAACCAAUACAACCAAUCAUUUUGUUGCAUUUAAGGUCAAAACUACAUCACCAAAGAAGUACUGUGUCCGUCCAAAUGUUGGCGUUGUUGCACCAAAGUCAUCCUGUGAAUUCUCGGUCAUUAUGCAAGCUUUCAAAGAACCACCUCCAGAUAUGGUUUGCAAAGACAAAUUCUUAAUCCAGAGUACUACUGUGCCUGAGGAAACAACUGAUGAAGACAUCACAGCUAGCAUGUUCUCCAAAGCGGAAGGCAAACACAUAGAGGAAAACAAACUGAGAGUCACUCUCGUGUUACCCUCUGACUCACCUGAACUAUCUCCAGUUAAAGGGACACUGAAACAGGAAGCAACAUUUGAAGAUUCCAUUCUCAAGGAUCGAGUAUAUGGUCACUCAGAGACCCUUCGUCCUCCACAAUAUGUAAGAAAGGAGAGUGAGAUUGUCAAGGAGCCUAGGAUGGUUGGACAUGAUGAGUUAAAGGCACCCUAUGAUGCAAAGGAGUUAAAGCAACCAAAAAAAGGCGUUGUGGAUUUCGUUGAAGAUUUGAAUCCUUCUAAUGACUCAAAGGCAACUAAAGGUGGCUACAAUACAUUGGACAUGGUAAAAGAAGCUGAAUUUAAUCGUAUUAAGCCUCAUAAGGAUGCAGAUGAUGGAAGGGGGAUAAAGGCAACACAUAAUUCAGAUUCGGCCACGAAUAUGGCCAUGGAUCUUUCUGGGGAUCAAGGGUUUGCUAAUGGAAAGACUUCGGCCAAAAGUGUGACUUAUUCUGAUGAACCAAAGAUACCUAGGGAUAGAGACGUUGUCCAGAUGCAGCAAACCGAUGCUCAGUUGAUUAAGGACAUUGAGGAGAUGAAGCUAAAAGUCAAUGCUCUUGAGUCCAAGCUAAUACAGGCUGAUUCAACCAUUUCGAAGCUAAUGGAGGAGCGGUCUACAAGCUUCCAACAUAGAGAAAGCUUGCAACAAGAGCUGGCGGAACUGAGGACGAAGAAGAUAGUGAAAGAAGUGCACAUUGGGUUCCCUCUGCUGUUUGUAUGCGUGGUGGCAUUCAUCAGCAUUGUUAUCGGGUAUUGUCUGCGCACUUGACUGCUCGGCCUCUACCUCUCUCUCGGUCACACAUAUCUUUUAUAUCUCCUAUUAGCAAGUGUGCAGUCAGAAAAUAUAGACAAAGGAAGUGAUAUUAAUAUACACUGUAAAGCGUUGGGUGCUAGUUGAUGAUACAAAGGGACAUAUGGUUUGAUGAUGGUAUGCUUUGUUUCUUCGCUCUUUACUAUCUAGUUGAAGCAGCUUGUUUGGAUU
Raphanus sativus (radish) is the source of this 1634-nucleotide messenger RNA. Its product is annotated as vesicle-associated protein 2-2-like. Bases 258 to 1421 code for a protein of 387 amino acids. Gene Ontology annotation, biological process: endoplasmic reticulum membrane organization. Gene Ontology annotation, cellular component: endoplasmic reticulum membrane; plasma membrane. NCBI's taxonomy places the organism in Eukaryota, Viridiplantae, Streptophyta, Magnoliopsida, Brassicales, Brassicaceae. The transcript has 9 exons. The record is from RefSeq and is a predicted model, not a curated record.